AUGACGGAGGUCGCUUCUGCCGUGAGGCUGCCCUCGCCGUCGCCAGAGCCCGACAUCCAGCGCAAACGCGACCGCUCGCCCUAUGAAGCCGGCCCAUCGAAGCGCUCGCGGACAGACGACGAGGCGGAGAAACCGCGCAUCAAACGAGAAAACGGGCGCCGACACGAUGGAAACGGCCACAAGCCCACCACCGACGAUCUCCCCGAGGACGACUCGCGUCUGAAGCUCUUCCGCAAUGCCUUCAGCGCGAACCGCAAGCUGCCCAUCGAUGACUCCAAGACGCGCGCGGGUGGCGCCUACAUCCCGCCUGCGCGCCUGCGCGAGAUGCAGAAGAGCAUCACGGACAAGAAGAGCGCCGAGUUCCAGCGCAUGGCGUGGGAGGCGCUGAAGAAGUCGAUCCAGGGUCUGAUCAACAAGACGAACACGGCGAACAUCAAGAUGAUUGUGCCCGAGCUGUUCAGUGAGAAUCUGGUUCGUGGGCGCGGACUGUUUUGCCGAGCGAUCAUGAAGGCGCAGGCGGCGAGCUUGCCGUUCACGCCCAUCUACGGCGCCAUGGUUGCGAUUGUGAACACCAAGUUGCCGCAGGUGGGAGAUUUGCUGGUGCGCAGAUUGGUCAUACAGUUCCGGAAGGGCUUCAGGAGGAACGACAAGGCUGUGUGCUUGUCUAGUACCAUGUUCCUGUCGCAUCUGGUCAACGCGCAGGUGGUGCACGAGGUCCUGAUCGCUGAGAUCUUGCUGCUGCUGCUCAACAAGCCCUCGGAUGACUCGGUGGAGAUUGCCGUCGGUAUCAUGAAGGAGGUCGGCGCUUUCCUCGAGGAGAUGAACCCUGCGAUUGCCAACGCCAUCUUCGACCAGCUGCGGAAUAUCCUUCACGAGGCCGACAUCGACAAGCGCACGCAGUACAUGAUCGAGGUGUUGUUUGAGGUCAGGCGGACAAAGUACAAGGAGCAUCCCUCGAUCAGGGAAGAUCUGGAUCUCGUAGAAGAGGAGGACCAGAUCACGCACAGGACCACGUUGGAGGAUGACAUCAAGGUCGAGGAUGGAUUGAACAUUUUCAAACUUGACGCCGAGUACGAGGAGCACGAGGCAGAAUACCAGAAGAUCAAAGCCGAAAUUCUGGGCGAAGAAGAGGGAAGCGAUGAGGAUGGAUACACAGAUGCGUCAUCUGAGGACGAGGAAGAUGAGGAACAGAAACAGCUGGACAUCAAGGAUCAAACCAACGCAGAUCUUGUGAACCUGCGCCGGACAAUCUAUCUAACCAUCAAGAGCAGCGGUGGCUUCGAAGAAUGUUGUCACAAGCUCAUGCGCAUCAACCUUCCCAACGGCCUCGAGAACGAGCUCACAACUAUGAUCGUCGAGUGCGCCAGCCAAGAACGCACAUACGAGAAAUUCUACGGUAUGGUUGGCGAGCGCUUCUGCAAGCUCAACCGGAUGUGGACCGACCUUUUCGAGGAGGGCUUCGCACACUACUACGAAACAAUACACCGCUUCGAGACCAACCGCCUACGUAUCAUCGCGCAGUUCUUCGCCCACUUGCUCGCUUCUGACGGUAUCGGAUGGCACGUCUUCCAAGUCAUCAAGCUGAACGAGGAAGACACGACCUCGAGCUCCCGUAUCUUCAUCAAAAUCCUCUUCGAAGAACUCCUCGCAUCCCUAGGCCAGAAGACCGUCGUCGAGCGCUUCAAAGACCCUAUGCUCCAGGAGAGCCUCACAGGCGUCUUCCCCACCGACGCAGACGACCAGUCCAAGACGCGCUUCUCCAUCAACUUCUUCACCGCAAUCGGCAUGGGCGUGCUCACAGAAUCCAUGCGCGAAUGGCUCAAGACCAGCGCCCCCAAACCCAAACCCCUCCCCGAGCCCGAAAGCGACUCAGACUCCGUCUCCAGCCGCUCCACAUACACGUCCUCCAGCUACUCCUCCCGUUCUCGCUCGCGCUCUCGCUCUCGCUCCCCCCCCCUCACGCUCCCGCUCCCCAACUCCCCGCAAACUCAAAUCCAAACGCGCCUACUCAUCCAGCCGCUCCCGCUCCCCGCCUCCCAAACGCCGCCCUUCAGACUCGGCAUCGCGCUCCCCGCCGCCGAAGCGCAGGGCGCGCAGUCCCUCGGAUUCAGUGUCGAGGAGCCCGCCGCCGCGCAGACGCAGGUACUCGACUAG
Molecule: messenger RNA, 2154 nt
Organism: Parastagonospora nodorum SN15
Lineage: Eukaryota; Fungi; Ascomycota; Dothideomycetes; Pleosporales; Phaeosphaeriaceae
Exons: 2
Coding region: 1-2154 (717 amino acids)
Biological process (GO): mRNA splicing, via spliceosome
Cellular component (GO): catalytic step 2 spliceosome
Molecular function (GO): protein binding; RNA binding
Source: RefSeq, a predicted model, not a curated record